AUGACUGUCCCAAGAGUUACGGACAUUGAUGGAAUAUUGAAGAAAAUGUUGACAGCAAAUGACAGCUCACCUGUCGACAUUUUCUUCAAUAUUCCAUCAAUGUCCAUUCCCAGCUUCGGAAGCAGCGUCCGGGCGCCUCCAGAGUGCGAGAGUCGCCGAUCGGCGCCGCAGCGAUUAAGGGAAAGGCUGCGGGUGACGCGCCCUCUUGGGCCACACUCUCAGGGGUUCACGGACGAGGUCAUCGCCCACCUCCCAAGGUCCCGCGCUGCCCGGCCGCCACCGCCGCCCCGGAGCCGCGAGGAAAGAGCGACGGCCCACGCAGGCAGGAAAAUUCUCGCUUGGCAGAAAUUCCCCAGUGGCCAAGGACUCCGGGGCCAUCAAGAGAACGUGAGCCUCCAGACCAGCCAGAACCUCCUGAUCCUCGAAUCUGAGACUCCUGAUCCUGAGCUAGAAGAUACGCCUUCUGAUCAGCCUGAGCAUCCUGAUCCUGAGCCAGAAACUGAACAUCUUGAUCCUGAGCUAGAACCUGAGCCUCCUGAUCCUGAGCUAGAACCUGAGCCCCCUGAUCUUGAGCUAGAACCUGAGCCUUCUAAACAGCCUGAUCACCCUGACCCUGAGCUAGAACCUGAGCUUCCCAACGAACUGGCACUUCCUGAUCCUGAGCCAGAACCUGAGCCUGCUGACUUCCCUGAGUAUUCUGAUCCUGGGCUAGAACUUGAACCUCCCGAACAACCGAAGCAUCCUGAUCCUGAGCUUCUGACCAGUUGGAACAUCCUGGUUCUGAGCCAGAACCUGAGCUUCCUGACCAGCCUCAGCAUCCUGAACCUGAGCUUCCCGACGAACCAGAGCAUCUUGAGUCUGAGCCACACCCUGAGCUCUCUGAUCCUAAUUUGGAACCUGAGUCCCGAGCAUCCUGAUCAUGAACCAGAACCUAAGCCCACCUACCAGCCUGAGCAUCCUAAACCUGAGUUAGAACCAGAGUAUCCUGAUACUGAACCAGAUCCUGAGCAUCCCAUCCAGCCUGAGCAUCUUAACUCUGAGUCAGACCUUGUGCUUCCUGAACAGCAUAGCCCGAGUUUGAGCCGAAUUCGAGUCCGAGCCGAGUUUGAGGCCGAGCCCGAGUUUGAGGCCGAGCCCGUGAAUGAGUUUGAUGCCGAGCCCGAGCUUGAGGCCGAACCGGAGUUUGAGGCCGAGUCCGAGCCCGAAGUCGAGCCCGAGGUCGAGCCCGAGUGUGAGGUCGAGCCCGAGAAUGAGUUUGAGGCCGAAGCCGAGUUCGAAUCCGAGUUCGAGGCCGAGCCUGAGGCCAAGCCCGAGUUUGAGGCCGAGCCCGUGUUUGAAUCCGAGCCUGAGGUUGACUCCGAGAAUGAGUUUGAGGUCGAGCCCGAGCCCGAGUUUGAAUCCGAGCCUGAGUUUGAACCCAAGCCCGAGUUUGAAUCCGAGCCUGAGUUUGAACCCAAGCCCGAGGUUGAGUUCGACUCCAAGAAUGAGUUCGAUUCCAAGCCCGAGUUCGAGGCCGAGCCUGAGGCCGAGCUCGAGUUUGAGGCCGAGCCCGAAUUUAAAGCUGAGCCCGAGCCCGAGUUUGAAGCCGAACCCGAGAAUGAGUUUGAGGCCGAGUUCGAGAAUGAGUUUAUGGCCGAGCCCGAGCUCGAGCUCGAGUUCGAGGCCGAGCCCGAGUUUGAGACCAAGUUUGAGGCCAAGUUCGAGAAUGAGUUUGAAGCCGAGCCCAAGUUCAAGCCGAGCCUGAGGCCGAGCCCGAGUUUGAGGCCGAGCCCAAGUUCGAGCCCGAGUUUGAGGCCAAGUUCGAGCCCGAAGCCAAGUUCGAGCCCGAGUUCCGAGCCCGAGUUCGAGCCCGAGCCUGAGGCUGAGCCCGAGGUUGAGGCCGACCCCAAGCUCGAGCCUGAGUUUGAGCUCGAGCCCGAGUUUGAGGCCGAGCCCGAGUUCGAGGCCGAGCCUGAGGCCGAGCCCGAGUUCGAGGCUGAGCCUGAGCCCGAGCCCGAGCUCGAGCCUGAGUUUGAGGUCGAGCCCGAGGUCGAGCCCGAGUUUGAGGCCGAGCCCGAGUUUGAAACCGAGCCCAAUUCGAGAAAGAGUUUGAGGCCGAACCCGAGUUUGAGAUCGAGGCCGAUUUCGAAUCCGAACCCGAGUUCGAGGCCGAGCCUCAGGCCGAGCUCGAGCCUGAGUUUAAAGCCGAGCCCAAGUUCAAGCCGAGUUUUGAGGACCAAGUUCGAGAAUGAGGCUGAGCCUAAGGCUGAGCUCGAGCUUGAGCUGGAGUUUGAAGCCGAGGCCAAGUUCGAGAAUGAGUUUGAGACCGAGCCCGAGCUCGAGCUUGAGUUCGAGGCCGAGCCUGAGGCCGAGCCCGACCUCGAUCCUGAGUUUGAGACCGAACCCGAGUUUGACGCCGAGCCCGAGUUUGAGGCCGAGCCCGAUUUGAGGCCGAGCCCGAGCCGAGCCGAGUUUGAGGCCGAGGCUUGCCCUAAGGCUGAGCUCGAGCUUGAGCUGGAGUUUGAAGCCGAGGCCAAGUUCGAGAAUGAGUUUGAGACCGAGCCCGAGCUCGAGCUUGAGUUCGAGGCCGAGCCUGAGGCCGAGCCCGACCUCGAUCCUGAGUUUGAGACCGAACCCGAGUUUGACGCCGAGCCCGAGUUUGAGGCCGUGCCCGAGUUUGAGGCCGAGCCCGAGUUUGAGGCCGAGCCCGAGUUUGAGGCCGAGCCUGAGUUUGAAGCCGAGCCCGAGUUUGAGGCCAAGCCCGAGUUUGAGCCGAGCCUGAGCCGAGCCGAGCCCGAGUUUGAGGCCAAGUUCGAGAAUGAGUUUGAGGCCGAGCUCAAGUUUGAGGCCGAGCCCGAGUUUGAGGCCGAGGCUGAGCCUAAGGCUGAGCUCGAGCUUGAGCUGGAGUUUGAAGCCGAGGCCAAGUUCGAGAAUGAGGUUGAGACCGAGCCCGAGCUCGAGCUCGAGUUCGAGGCCGAGCCUGAGGCCGAGCCCGACCUCGAUCCUGAGUUUGAGACCGAACCCGAGUUUGAGGAACGAGUUUUGAGGCCCCCGAGUCCCCGAUUUGAGGCCGAGCCCGAGCCUGAGUUUGAGGCCGAACCCGAGUUUGAGGCCAAGUUCGAGAAAGAGUUUGAGGCCAAUUCGAAAGACCGUUUGAGGCCGAGCCCGAGCUCGAGCCCGAGUUUGAGACACGAGGCCCGAGUAUGGAGCCCGAGUGAGGCCAAGUUCGCAAAAGUGUUUGACGCCGAGAUGAGCCAGAAACCAGAAGCCCGUUACCUGAGUUUAGAGCCGAGCCCGCCCUUCCCGAGGUCUGAAGCCGAGGCCGAGCCUGAGGGCCGGAGCCCGAGCUACGAGCUGAAGUUUGAAUCCGAGCCCGACGGUCGAGCCCAGCCUGAGGCUGAGGCCCGAGCUCCGAGGCCCGAUUUGAGGCCAAUGUAUCGAGAAUGA
Messenger RNA from Penaeus vannamei (Pacific white shrimp), 3426 nucleotides. NCBI's taxonomy places the organism in Eukaryota, Metazoa, Arthropoda, Malacostraca, Decapoda, Penaeidae. The record is from RefSeq and is a predicted model, not a curated record.